AUGGACAAGGGAGCCGAUGUCAAUGCCCAAGGGAAGUACACCCCCAACGCACUCAUUUCUGCUUCUCAGAAGGGCCAUGAGAAAACUGUCAAGCUUCUGCUUGAGACGGGCGCCAUUGUUGACGCUAGCGUUGAAGACAUCAUUAGGAAGAAAGAGAAUGCUCUGACCUUCGCUUCAGGCAAUGACCACAAUGCAAUUGUUGAAAUCCUCCUCAAGAGCGGUGCUCAAACAAACGCCAAUCCACUGGAGGACGGGAGCGCUCUUGCCAAAGCCGCGUCGGGCUAUCGCUCGAAUACCGUCAAGCUACUUCUUGACAAUAGAGCCGAUCUCAAUAUGAGAGACUCUCUAGGCUCUGGUGCAUCGGAUUUCUUUUUCCAAAGCCGUCCUCCAGCUCAUGAAGAGUCUAUCCCACUACGCCUCAUUUAG
Molecule: messenger RNA, 426 nt
Organism: Lasiodiplodia theobromae
Lineage: Eukaryota; Fungi; Ascomycota; Dothideomycetes; Botryosphaeriales; Botryosphaeriaceae
Exons: 1
Coding region: 1-426 (141 amino acids)
Molecular function (GO): protein binding
Source: RefSeq, a predicted model, not a curated record